Messenger RNA from Dermacentor silvarum, 1522 nucleotides. Its product is annotated as glutamine synthetase, mitochondrial-like. The coding region runs from base 158 to 1252 and encodes 364 amino acids. The transcript has 6 exons. NCBI's taxonomy places the organism in Eukaryota, Metazoa, Arthropoda, Arachnida, Ixodida, Ixodidae. Gene Ontology annotation, molecular function: glutamine synthetase activity. Gene Ontology annotation, cellular component: cytoplasm. The record is from RefSeq and is a predicted model, not a curated record.
UUACAACUAUAAAACGCUACACUAAUUUGCAGCUUUGUGCACUUAGCAGAAGGCCUCACAGUCGGCCUGACGUGUUCCCAUUGCCUCACCAUUCCAGGCCAAUCGAGAGACGAAUAAAGCUGCGCUCUUGCACACGCACCUCCAUAACAUAUUAGCGAUGGCAACUCCAAGACCGGACAUCUUUAAGAAAUAUCUGGACCUCGAGCAACCCGACGACCAGGUAUUCUGCACGUACGUCUUCGUCGAUGCCACGUUGGAGAAUGUGAGAUCGAAGAUGCGGGUGCUCAGCUACGAACCGAAAUCGCCUGAAGAGUGUCCAAUGUCUACGUUCUGUGGCAUGGGUACUGACCAGUGGCCAGACGCUGACGAAAAAUCUGAACUAUACCUCGUCCCAGUAGCUCUUUUUAAGGAUCCUUUCCUGAAGGGCCGGAACAAGUUGAUUCUCUGCGAAGUAAUCAACUCGGAUGAACAACCAAACGAGACGAACACACGCCAUCCUUGCAAGAAGGUGAUGGAAGCUGCGAAGAACGAAGAGCCAUGGUUCGGCAUCGAGCAGGAGUACGUGCUUCUGGAACAAAAUGGCGUGCCGAUGGGCUGGCCCAAGCAGAAACACACUUUUAAACGAGUCCAAAGUUACUACUACGCCGUGGGUUCUGAAAACACUGCCGGCCGGCAAGUCGCCGACGCACACGUCAAAGCGUGUUCUUACGCCGGCGUCAAGCUUUAUGGCUCCAACGUUGAAGCUGUCAUCUCACAGUGGGAGUACCAGAUCGGACCCUUGCCCGGAGUCGAGGCGGGCGACCACCUGUGGAUAUCCCGCUACAUUCUACAGCGCGUGGCCGAGGAUUUCGACGUCGUGGUCAGCUUCGAGCCACGACCAUUCAGGAUCGCCAAACAGCCUGGUAACGCGGGUCACAUCAACUUCAGCACCAAGUCUUCACGAAGCGAAGGAGGCCUCGAUUGGAUCAACCAGGCUAUGGCCAAGCUAGAGCUCAAACACGAGCUCCACCUAGCAGCAUAUGACCCCAAGAAGGAGAAGUCAAACGAAGAGCGACUGCAGUGCAGCCUGAUGGCUACGCCCCGUCGACAGUUUUCUGCAGGCGUCGCCACUAAGAAGGACGUGUGCGUGCGCGUGCCCCGACAGACUCAGGCGGCUGGUCGAGGAUAUUUCGAAGACCGCAGGCCGGGUGCCAACGUGGAACCUUACCGGGCCAUGCAAGCUCUCGUGGAAACACUCUGUUUAGACGAAUAACGCGGCGGCAUCAUUCGUUCGCGUAUACAAGUGAUUACCAUGUUUGGAACAUUGUGCUAAAACAAUCUGCUUUUCUCAUCGAAAGUGACGUCCCCGUAGAAAGAGUGGUAUACGCAAGGCAAACUGGCGCGCUCGUCAGCGCUGACGGCGCUGACGGCGCGUUGAUUUUCCGAUCAUGUGUGUUCACGUAAGAGUGAUUGUCUCGAUUAGUAGUAACAGAUAGUAACGUUUUGAACAGGUAAACGCCAUAAAAUAAUGGGACGGGACACC